Messenger RNA from Misgurnus anguillicaudatus (oriental weatherfish), 4164 nucleotides. RefSeq names its product transforming growth factor, beta 2 (gene tgfb2). Lineage: Eukaryota; Metazoa; Chordata; Actinopteri; Cypriniformes; Cobitidae. The record is from RefSeq and is a predicted model, not a curated record. Gene Ontology annotation, molecular function: growth factor activity; transforming growth factor beta receptor binding; cytokine activity. Gene Ontology annotation, biological process: transforming growth factor beta receptor signaling pathway; regulation of cell population proliferation. Gene Ontology annotation, cellular component: extracellular region.
GUGUUCUCACCGUGAUGACCGCAACCACGUGGUGAAGUCAGACCUAUAUAAAUCUCUCUUUCCAACCGGCUGCCUUCAGACGCGUGUGCGCGCAUUGGCAUAGGGACCAUUGUUUCCACCAGGAGGAAUGAAGGAGCGCGUAAUCUAAAGGGGGGAUAAGUUUUGCCUUCUCUUACAGCCGUGUGUCACAUCAUUCGAGCCUCUUGCCGUUUCUCAACCUCAGAUACUUGUAUGCGUUAGGACGCUAGGUAAAGUUUUGUACUGCGGCGUUUAUUGGUGCCAAGCGCGCGAGCCUGUGCGUCAGAGGAGCGACGAUGCGCUGUGCGGAGUGAGCGGAGGUUUGAGUUUCGCAUCUUCUCGUAUACGGUGAGCAGGAGUGAAAGGCGAGAUCGAGAUUUUGCGGCGCUCUGAUGUGGCGACGGUGCGCGCAAAAACUCCGCAGGCGACGCGUCUGCAAUCAGUCAGGGCACCCGCAAACAGUCUGCAGUGCUUUGAGAGUCAAAAACUUUUGCUAGGGCAUUAGAUGGCCACAUCAAUGGCUGCUUCAGUGUCCAGUGAUUUUGCGCUGUGUGAAGAUGAAUUACAGUGAAGUGAUCUGGAAUGAAGAUCUCGCUUUUUUCUCACGCACAAAACGAAUUUGACAGAUCAUUUCAUGCUGUCACCAUAGAUGGAUUGUCAAUAAAAGGAGACGUUUGUAUGCUUGAUAAUAGCGCGUAAAAGCUGUUAGCUUUUAUCUAAAUAUAUAUUUUUGAAAUGAUUGGGUGCCUACUUAACUUAAUUCACUAAAUAUCAUUGUUUUAGAAGUUCAAAAACAAAAGCACAAGAUGAACUUGUACGUCUUGAGUCUUCUGCUGACUUUGGAUUUAGCCACGGUGGCCGUCAGUUUAUCCACAUGCAGCACUCUGGACAUGGAUCAGUUUAAAAAGAAGCGAAUCGAGGCCAUCCGUGGUCAGAUUCUCAGUAAACUGAAGUUAAGCAGUCCUCCCGAGAGUUAUCCCGAGCCUGAGGAGGUGUCCAAGGACAUCAUCGCCAUCUAUAACAGCACACGGGACCUGCUGCUGGAGAAAGCCAACGAGCGCGCGGCCACCUGUGAGAGACAGCGCAGUGAGGAGGAGUAUUACGCCAAAGAAGUGCACAAGAUAGACAUGCAGCCCAUCUAUCCUGCCGAAAAUGUCAUCUUUCCAACAAUUCACAAAUCGUACUUCAGGAGGCUAUGGUUCGAUGUGAGCUCCAUGGAGAAGAACGCCUCAAACCUGGUGAAGGCAGAGCUGAGGCUCUUCAGGCUGCAGAACUCAAAGGCUCGCGUGUCCGAGCAGCGGAUCGAGCUUUAUCAGAUUUUAGCUCAUAAAGACAUCACCUCACCCACGCAGCGCUACAUUGACAGUAAGGUGGUGCGGACACGGACGGAGGGGGAGUGGCUGUCUUUCGAUGUGACGGAGGCUGUCAGCGAGUGGCUGCUACACAGAGACAGAAACAAUGGAUUCAAGAUCAGCCUGCACUGUCCCUGCUGCACAUUUGUGCCGUCAAAUAAUUACAUCAUUCCCAACAAGAGCGAGGAGCUGGAGACAUGCUUUGCAGGUAUAGAUGACAACUCGGACCGGAAGUAUAAAGCGCGCCGUGGUCACAGUGGUCAGUCUCCACACCUGCUGCUGAUGUUGCUUCCUUCAUACCGUCUGGAGUCCCAGCACAAGAGCCACAGAAAGAAACGAGCUCUGGACGCAGCCUUCUGCUCCAGAAACGUGCAGGAUAACUGUUGUUUACGCUCCCUCUACAUCAAUUUCAAGAAGGAUCUUGGCUGGAGGUGGAUUCACGAACCCGAAGGAUAUUAUGCCAACUUCUGUGCAGGAGCCUGUCCGUAUCUGUGGAGCGCAGACACUCAGUACAGCAAGAUCCUCGGCCUCUAUAAUACCAUAAAUCCAGAUGCGUCUGCGUCUCCAUGCUGUGUGUCUCAGGAUCUGGAACCCCUCACAAUCCUUUACUAUAUCGGCAGAACUCCCAAAAUUGAGCAGCUCUCCAACAUGAUUGUCAAGUCCUGCAAGUGCAGCUAGGAAGCGAUCACUUUCAUUACAACAAACACACAAUAACUCACGGACAUGCUGGGCAGGGUGUCAUGAUACAACAGAAUAAGUAUGCACCCUCGAACACCAAGAUGACAUGCAGUGUCCAUUGCGUGUCGAUUUGUGGACUUGUGCUGGAAACCGGACCCUGACGGCGUGCGUCACGUCACACACUCAUCACUCUAUGGAUGUGAGUUUGGCAAACACUGGAAGUACGUGAAAGGUGUUUAUAUGUGAAGCAAGCGGAAGAGAAAAUCCCUUGUUCCAACAUUUAUUUCAAACAAAUACUUUCUGCUAUUUUCUCAUUGUUGUUUUGGUUUCCCCAAUAAUAAAGUUGGUCUUCUGGUUGUUAUUUUGAUAUUUGGCUACAGUAGGUAAUGACCAGCCUCUGUGAGUGUAGGUGUCCAAUGCCGUAGUUUACCACUACUGCUAAAGAGCUUCUGGCAAACAUUUGUAGGAAACGGUUUGGUUUGCUGCAAAUCUGCUCCAAAUGAAGUGCAAGAUGGCCACAAACAAACUGUUUUGCAAUGGGUCACAGUUGGCAAUAGAAAGAUGGAAAAGUUUUCCUCAGAAGCACUAGGAUCACGACGUGAAAAAUUCAAGACCAGCAAGUUAUGUCAUUUUGAGCAACUAAAGAUAAUUUUGGACGCAUACACAAACGCUUGGCCAAUAAGUUGUAGGUACAGUUGCACUCCUCAGCGGCGGUAACCAAUCUUAAUACUCAAGGUAUCAUUUAAAGUCUGGGCUUUUAAAGCGCAUGUGUUCAAGUAGCUUGCUAUAAACAUGUCAACUUCCUCAGCGAGAUUCUUUUCAGAUUGUUGUUCUGUCGUGACAGUGGUUCGCCUAACAAAUAACCAUAAAAGACAGUUUACACUAUGGUACCACUUGCAGAAACUUAAUGAAUGCAGAUAUCCAAAAAUGUAACUCGAUUUUAACAGCAGAUCAAUUCUGAGUGCUUCAUGGAAGGGAAAUGGUAGAUUUGGCCUUACUUAAAGAAACUAUACUGUUUCAAAAUGCAGAAAGUGCAUUCAACUACACUGCUCACUUGGGUAUCAGUAUAGCGUUCUCCAAAUUUGAAUUUCAUUUGAUAAAUUCCUGCUUCCAUGAUCAAUAAAAAAUACACCUCACUUACAUAUAUUUUCUUUUACCUCAUACUUUCUGCAGGCAUGAACAGCACAGUCACAGUGUUAAUAAAUGUGGUGAAUUAUUUAAAAAAACCAAUUUACUCAGAAAGAAGACCUGUUUGUGCCAAAUCUCAAAGAUUUCGAUCAAUUUAAAUUCAUAUGGCUCACAGGUAGCACCCGGUGAAUCUUUUGAUCAUCAGAGCCACUUAUCACCAUGAAGAACAGGUGCGGCUGUGAUGUCACCAACACAAUGGUCUAGACUCUAGUGGGAGGAAGUGAUGUCAUGAGACAGGUAAAGAGGUCAUGGCAGGUAAUUCAGAUUGAUUUAAGAAGUGAGAGAGGAUUUGUGUAAAGUCAGAGAUGAUUCUAAAGAUAUAGGUUGUGUACGUGUGAUCCGUGAGGGAAUCUGGGUUUGUUUAAGCAGCUUCACAAAUGCACUGCAGCAGAUGCUGACAUCCAAGGUUUGAUUGAGAAACAUUUUCGCAUCUCAAGGUGUCUUCCUGAAUAUUUUAUUUUCUCUCAUUGGAAAAGAGAUUUUUUUAAUUACAAAAAUUGCACUGAAUAUUUUCAUGAAAUGUUUUUUUAUUUGUAACUAUUGUUUGUUGGUUUUUAUUCGUAGUUAUAGCUUCACCCACGUAACAUGAGUUGAUGAUGUGAGUGGCUUCCAGGUGGAGGUUCCUCUUUUAACUAGUUCGUAUCCAACCAGUUUAAGAGGAAAAACUGGUAGCAGUUUGAAAGAGCAACCUCGACCUAUGCCCAAGAUUUUAAAGUGACACUAUUUUAAUUUUAUUAGGGCAAAAAAAGCCAGUAGACUUCCUGGAAAUACAGGAGGUGGAAGGAGACACCAGCAUUGUCACACCAGAGCUGUUUAUUGUUAUUGUUGUCUAUGAUGAUGUCGAUAUUGUUGACCCACUAUGAUGUAUUAUGACACAUUUCUGUUGUGGUGCUCUAGUGGUAAAUAAAUUAUUUAAGUUACAAUGAAA